Molecule: messenger RNA, 453 nt
Organism: Pocillopora meandrina
Lineage: Eukaryota; Metazoa; Cnidaria; Anthozoa; Scleractinia; Pocilloporidae
Source: the annotation of a GenBank genome assembly
AUGGAUGACAGUGAGUGUUUAUUCGAGUUUCGUUUUCGUAAGAGUGACCUUCUCGUCCACUCUGAGGCCCUACAUCUUCCUAACUACAUUACAUGUCAACAAGGAACAAUAUGCGAUGGAAUUGAAGGGUUGUGUAUCACACUUCGAAGGUUUGCCUACCCAUGUAGACUCAGUGAUUUAAUUCCACGAUUCGGCUGCCCAAUUCCAGAGCUUAGUAUGAUUUCCAGCCUUGUGGUGGAUACAAUUUAUCCGGAACAUAAUCAAAGAAUAACUCAGUGGAACGAUACACUUCUGAACCCAGCACUUCUAGGAACGUACGCUCGUGCAAUUCAGCAAAACGGUAGUCCAUUACUCAACUGUUUUGGUUUUAUAGACGGAACAGUACGGCCAAUUUGUGACCUGACCAAAACCAAAGGAUUGUGUACAAUGGGCAUAAGCGAGUACAUGGUCUAA